AUGCCAUAUGCGAAUCAGCCAGUAAUCAACAUUCUCGAACUCAGUGAUGAGUUGGUUCGUUUUUCACUGGAAGAUACCGAUCUUAGCGUAGCUAACUCAUUGCGGCGAGUCUUCAUAGCUGAGGUUCCAACGAUAGCCAUCGAUUGGGUGCAGAUCGAAUCAAAUACCAGUGUUCUUCAUGAUGAAUUUAUUGCUCAUCGAAUGGGUUUAAUACCAUUCGUUUCUGAUACUGUAGUUGACGAUAUGCAAUAUACCAGGGAGUGUCAUUGCACAGAGUUUUGCGAUGCCUGCUCAGUACUCUUUGAACUCAAUGUAAAGUGCAAAGAAGAAGCCACUCGAUCGGUCACAACAGCUGAUCUUGUAUGCAAGACGGAAAAGUACAGUAGCACAGUGUUCCCUGCUUGUGGAACUCAUUUGAAAAACCGUGGAGUGCAUUUUAGCGAUGAAUAUGGCCAGCAUGAAGAUAUUCUGAUUGUGAAGUUGAGAAAGGGCCAGGAAAUCAACCUCAAGUGUUAUGCCAAGAAGGGCUUUGGCAAAGAGCAUGCAAAAUGGAAUCCCACCUGUGGUGUUGGCUUCGAAUAUGAUCCUGAUAAUGCUUUGCGCCACACAAUCUAUCCUAACCCGAAAGAGUGGCCACGAAGCGAGUUUUCACAGCUCAAAGAUCAAGAGGGAGAGGAAAAGCAGUACGAGGCACCAUAUGAUCCUCACGGAAAACCGAACAAGUUUUGGUUCACUAUCGAGGCUACGGGCGCAUUAAGAGCAGAUCGAAUUGUCUAUUCUGGAAUAGCUGUCUUGAAAAAGAAGCUCACAGACCUGCAGCACAACCUCCGUAGUGAAUUGCUACAGCACGGAUUAGCCAUCAAUAACUGA
Molecule: messenger RNA, 870 nt
Organism: Haemonchus placei
Lineage: Eukaryota; Metazoa; Nematoda; Chromadorea; Rhabditida; Trichostrongylidae
Source: the annotation of a GenBank genome assembly